Molecule: messenger RNA, 967 nt
Organism: Raphanus sativus (radish)
Lineage: Eukaryota; Viridiplantae; Streptophyta; Magnoliopsida; Brassicales; Brassicaceae
Product: suppressor protein SRP40
Exons: 4
Coding region: 318-728 (136 amino acids)
Source: RefSeq, a predicted model, not a curated record
UGAAAAUUAAAAUUGAAACAAGAUAAAUAGAAAUGAGAAAGAAGCAAUAGUCUUUUCAACAUCAAGAAGAGAGAUACACAUAAUAAUCUUCUUUUUCUUGAUGGAUGAUGAUGAUGAGAAUCAUGAUCACAAUGGCUCCACUAUCACCAUAAAUUAAACCCUUGUAGCAUUAUGUAUAUAUACCCCCAUUGCGAUCUUCUUGUAAUCAUACAAACUUCAGAGAACUGUCCUCCUCUCAGUCUAUUUUACUUACAUAAAAAGAAUCACAAAGAGAAUCUGUUUCAAAGUGAUUAGAGUAUAGGCUUUGACAAUUAUUAAUGGAAGGUAAAGGACGAGUCGGAUCAUCAACUUCUUCUUCUUUCACCACCGAACUCUUCGGCUUCAAAGAUCCUUCGCAGUCAUCUUCUUCCUCUGGAAUCUUCUCUUCUAUUUUCCCUCAUCCCUCCAAGAGUUCUCAGGGCUUUACAAGAGAUGGUUCAAGCUCCAAACAUGGCUCACAAGCUCAACGUAGAGAAUCUUCAACUACCCAAGAAGACAGAGUUGAGCCAUGUCAUCUAAGUUCUUCUCUUUACUAUGGUGGUCAAGACGUAUACUCUCGAUCCACCACCAACCAAAGUUACCCUACAGAAAAAAACGACCGUCUUAGAAGCGUAGAAAACGAUGCUAAUGGACAGAACUCGCAAGACGUUUCAAGAGGAGACUGGUGGCAAGGUUCUCUUUAUUACUGAAAAACCGGUUCCUUUAUUUGCUUUGUAAAUCUCUCCACAAACCAAUGAAGCUCAAGCCAAGUACUAAUUAUCUACCGAACCAAGACGUUGUAUAAAUAAGUUUAUGCAAAAAAACCGAUCAUUAAUUUAUCAGGCGAUUUCUAAGAUUAAAAAGUAAUAUUACAGAGAUCUCCUAGUAAAAGGGUCUUGAAUAGAUUGUCUAGUACUUGUUCUGAUCAGUAUUUUCUCUGCUUUUCCAA